GAGCCAAAGUAGGCCAAGUAAUAAUUUGUGCGGCACUUGCUUAUUUAUUCCCCAUUUUCAUUCUCAAGCAAAGAGUUGUCACGUUCAACUCCGAAAUUAUUUUUUGUAUUCCCAUCAAAACCGACGAAACAAAAUGUCUAGGAACAACAGCGUUAUCAAGCGAUUUGAUAGGCCAAGUGGACACGAGACCGGUAGGACACUGAUGAAGAAAGCUACAGAGGAGACGCUGGUGAGACGCGGAGAUGUUGAAGACUCCUCACCUGAUACAAUUCUGCGCAUGCACCUCAGGAGGCUUAGUAGCGAGAACAGCCAUCGCAGGGGAGCGGAAGGGAUUGGAAUGGAUCGCGCCCUGUCUCCGAACAUGGCUACCGGCCAUAAGUCUCGCAAAUUGACCAAAGUGUGCAAAACUGGAAACCACUCGAGCACCAAGGACCGCAAUUCGGGUACCGCUCGUGUCAAGUACAGCAAGAAUUCCCAGUUACGCACCAAGAUCUGCUUAAGCUGUAUGCGAAAAAUGCUGUCCAAAAUCAAUACAACCUCUUGAUACUUGAAAUUUAA
Molecule: messenger RNA, 558 nt
Organism: Drosophila pseudoobscura
Lineage: Eukaryota; Metazoa; Arthropoda; Insecta; Diptera; Drosophilidae
Exons: 2
Coding region: 134-544 (136 amino acids)
Source: RefSeq, a predicted model, not a curated record